GGUGACAGGUUGCGCUAGCAGAGCAGCAUGGCGGCUACACUUCAGCUGCAGUGAUAUUAAAGUAAAGAAACAUAAAGAAAGUGAGGGAACCCCGAGUCCGCGACAGACUCCGCUAAUAAACUCCGCGAACAGUUUUCGCCCUGAAGACCAGUAACGCGGUAAUUUUUUUUUGUAAAUAAGCCUCUGCUAGCUAGCUUAGCUCAUGUUAGCACGCUGCUAACUAGCUAACUGGCUGGGCUGCUAUGUCGCAAGCGAGUGGUUCGGCUAACAGGAGCUAACGCAGCUCGCUCGCCUCAAGCAAACCUUGCAUUUGGAGGAAAACCGAAAAGAUGGCUGUGUCGGUGCGGGGCCUCUACUUUAUGGUGACCCUGUUUUUGGGUAGUUUCUUCGGAAGUAUAUUCAUGCUGGGCCCAGCUCUGCCCCUCAUGCUGCUGUCUCCUGCCUGGUACCGCUGGAUCACGGAUCGCCUCGUCGCUACCUGGCUCACCCUGCCUGUGGCCCUGCUGGAGCUGGUGUUUGGGGUUAAGGUGGUGAUAACAGGGGAUGGCUUCGUUCCGGGGGAGCGCAGCGUGAUCAUCAUGAACCACCGCACGCGCCUGGACUGGAUGUUCCUCUGGUGUUGUCUGCUCAGAUACAGCUACCUCCGCCUGGAGAAGAUCUGCCUCAAGGCUAUCCUCAAGGCUGUGCCUGGCUUUGGCUGGGCAAUGCAGGUGGCCUGCUUUGUCUUUAUUCAGCGUCGUUGGGAGGCGGACAAGAGACACAUGGAGAACAUGCUGGACUACUUCUGUGACAUCAGAGAGCCACUGCAGCUGCUGCUGUUCCCAGAAGGCACAGACCUCACUGAAAACACAAGAGCAAAGAGUGAUGUGUUUGCCGCCCAGAACAACCUGCCAAAGUUCGAGUAUGUGCUGCAUCCACGAACCACUGGAUUCACCUUCAUCGUGGACAGACUGCGAAAAGGAGACAAUCUGGAUGCUGUCCAUGACAUCACAGUGGCCUAUCCGAAGAACAUCCCCCAGACAGAGCGCCACCUGAUCCUGGGGCUCUUCCCCCGCGAGAUCCACUUCCACGUCCGCCGCUACCCAGUGUCUUCCCUGCCCGGCUCAUCAGAGCUAGAGUCUUGGUGUCGAGAUCGCUGGGCUGAGAAGGAGGUCCGUCUCCGCGACUUCUACUCCAGCCAGCCCCGGGCCUUCGACAGAGAAGGUGUGGCCCGUGUGCCGCCCUGCAAGACGGAGCUGCGCGUGGCUCUGAUCAAAGCCGCCUCGCUGCUGUACUGGACCAGCUUCAUCGCUCUGUGCUUCACCGGCCUGUGGCUGUGGUCUCCAGUCAGGCUCUAUUUCGUGGUCAUGGUUGGAGUGUACAUGGCCCAGCAGAAGCUGGUUGGGGGGGUUGAGCUGAUGGAGUUGUCCUGCCAUCGAUACUGGAAGUCCAGAGCUGCUGAUGUGGGUGACAAGAAAAAGAAGGAUGGGAAGAUGCAGUGAGGAUGGAAGACUGGAUUGACUGGUCAAUGGCAGGUGCUUGGCGAGGACGCUGAGGACUCCAUUGUCUCUGUGUGUUCAGUCAAGAGGGCUAGAGGAUCCCUUAGAGGGAGUCAGAACUCCAUGCCUUAGAAAGGGAGUCGUACGUGCUCUCCUGCAGUUUGCAUGGCUUCAGUGGAAAGAUCUCAACUUUCUGUUGAAGGAAAAAAAAGAGGAAUGUUAUGUAAACUUGUGUUGGGUUCAAGAAAUUCAUCAAACAUGGCGUCACCUGCCCUGUAAUUCUCUUCCUGUAUAAUCACAGUCGAUUCGCUUGCUGUCUGUGCAUUUUAUAUGUUCUUUUGUUGUCGGUGUAUCUGUUGUUGAAGAACCUCAGUGUUGACAUGUGUCAUGGAAUAUUGUUGUUAGUAAUUAUUUUUUUUAUACUAUUGCCAUGUCAACUUAUUUUUUUAAUUGACUGUAUCCUGUGUUGCCCUUGGUUUUAUUUUGUAUUUUUCAUAAGAUGUGGAACCGAGCCAUAGUACAGUUCAAAUGUACAUGUGAUGACUUGAUUUACCGAUUUUCAAAUAAGCACUGUAGUUAGUGGGAGUAUGAUGAGACUAAUUAAAUGAAUCCAUCAUAGGACGGGUACAAUUCCUAGAGAAUUAUCAAGGUGUAUACAGGUAUAUAUGUACCACUGUUUACCUUUACUGGGUAUAAUUGCCCUUUUAUACAAAUUGGGGAAUGGAAUUUCCCACUUAGUCGUGAGAAAGAACUUGUGUGAUGUUGUUUAUCACUCUAAAAUACUAUGUUGAAACUUAUAUAUAAUUCUGCUUGUUUGCUCAAGUAGCUUUUGCGCAUAAAAGCCAAAUGUGAGAGAAGCGGACGCGAUGUAAAACAGUACCAAACCGAAUGUAGUAGGAGAGUGUAGCUUCACUCGCCACUGACGAGCUCUUCUGCAAGUUCCACUGAGUCCAAGCUUGUAAUCAGCGACUCAUCAAGAUCAAACAUCUGACUGAGGCGUCUGGAUAGGCGUAGAAGCAGAUGAGCUUUGUGCCCUUUCUAGGAUUGAAGGGAUGCCGCGCAGAGGCAGGAAGUGGGUGGUGCUGGGGUGGAAGAAUGCCCUGUUGGGGCAACAUUACCCUUCAAUGUGCAGGGUGGCACAGAGGACCAGACUUGGAGUGGAAAACUGGCCCUCAACUCACCCUAAUCCAAAAAAGCCCUGUAAUGCCCACCUCUGCCUUUGUCACUCUCUAGAGGACUGGCAUUGAUGCGCCUGCUAAACUCAAUUAGCGAGUGACAGCUGAGAAAGCGUCUCCCAAUUGUGCCAAAAAAGGACAGAAAUUGAAACAAGACUGGAGCAGUGCUUCAACCUCACUUUUAGCCACUGACUCGCUGCCACUGAGCUCGAUGCCGUCUCAAACCACGUUCAUCCUCUGGGUCGGGGAACUUUCGCGUCUCUGACGACCUUUAGCAGUUUCACCGCCACUGUGCAGUGUGGGAUCUAGCUCACAACUUCAACCCUAGUUUGUUAUAUAAGCGUCUUUCAUGAUCGACCGCACUAUAUAGAAGUUGUGUGAAGCGUCUUUCCUUUUUUUAUGUGAAUCUGAAGCUCCUGUAGUUCAUGUGAAGGGGCUGGUUUCAGUCACUGUGAUCCGCUGUUAACACUUUUCUCAGCAGCAUGUUGUAGUUUACCAAACACUGUUCUCUGUCCACAUAUCCUCAACACGCUCAGCUACCUGUUCACCUGUGCUGUCUUGUGUCGCUCAUUUUACAAUCACUUGCUGAUGCUGGACCUCAUUAAUGUCACUGUCCUCAGGUACACACAGUGGACACUGUUGUCAGUCCGUCUCUGAAAGGAAUAUAUAUAUGUAUAUAUAUCUCUGAAUAAAUAUACUGUGUCAAUUCA
Molecule: messenger RNA, 3363 nt
Organism: Limanda limanda (common dab)
Lineage: Eukaryota; Metazoa; Chordata; Actinopteri; Pleuronectiformes; Pleuronectidae
Gene: lclat1
Product: lysocardiolipin acyltransferase 1
Exons: 6
Coding region: 330-1481 (383 amino acids)
Cellular component (GO): endomembrane system
Molecular function (GO): acyltransferase activity
Source: RefSeq, a predicted model, not a curated record